GGGAAUUCUGGGAAGCGUAGUCCAGGGCGGGGGGCUUCUGUAGGCUGAGUCGCUUCCGCUCCAGGUACGCGAGGCCGCGGCCUUCGUUCCUCCGCGAAAGGUGCCCGCCUUUCCCUGGGAAAAGGAGGAGAAAAUGAUCAAGUUCCAGGAGCCGGUGAUGUUCAAGGAUGUGGCCGUGGUCUUCAGUGAGGAGGAGCUGGGGCUGCUGGGCCCCACCCAGAGGAAGCUGUACCGAGACGUGAUGCUGGAGAACUUCCGGAACCUGGUCUCUGUGGGGAAUCAGCCCUUCAAACCAGAGCUUAUAUCCCAGUUGGAGAGAGAAGAAAGGCUGUUGGUGAUGGAGACAGAAACCCAGAGAGAUGGGUGUUUAGGAACCAAGAGUCAACAUAAUAUGGAGAGUAGUCAAGCAGUGGGAUUAGGCUACAUUUCCCCCAAAGAGCCUUCUUCCCGGAAGACCUGGCAACAAAGUACAGGCGGGUUAACCAGGUGUCAAGAUGCCAUGAAAAAUUUUCAAAGGAAUAUUUCUCAGUUGCAAAACCCAGGUGCUUUCCCCUGCCAGGUUUGGGCAGGAGUGCCAGUUCAUGUUCCCGAAGAUGAGAACUAUAUAUUGACUCAUAUAGAGGAUGUUUCCAAUUGCAUAAAAAGUCAAGAAUUUCCAUCUUGGAGAACCCAGCAUUCUUGGAGGAAAAUGUAUCUGACAGAGUCACAUAAUUAUCAGUGUAGGUGUCAGCAAAUUUUGAUGAAAAAUAAUUUCUGUAAGUGUGACAGCACCAGUUGGAUCACACCACACAAUGAUAAUCUGGGAGUACACAGAUCAGAAAAAAUUUACAGCUGCCAUGACUGUGGAGAAAACCUCAUGAAGGUUUCACUGCUUAAUCAAGACUUAAUCAAAACGGGGCAAAAGCCCUACUCCUGUAAUGAGUACAGAAAAGCCCUCAGUGACGACUCCAACUCUGAAGUUUAUCAGCAGUUACACUUAGAAGGGAAAACCCAUACCUACAGUCCAUGUGGAAAGGGCUGUAGUUAUAGUUCAGUUCUUCAUAUUCAUCAAAGUGUUCAUAGAAGAGAUGAUUGUGUUUUUGAGAGUUCACCUCUGCAAUCCCAUCAGAGAGUACAUACAGAAGAGAAGCCAUAUAAAUGUGGAUAUGGUGAGAACUUCAGUCAGCCCUCUUCUCUCAACACUUGUGGACUUAUUCACACGGGACAGACGUCCUAUAGAUGCAAUAUUUAUGAGAAAGCCUUCAAUCAUAGCUUAGACCUUAAUAGUAUUUUUAGGAUCCAUACUAAGGAGAAACCCCGUGAAUAUGAGGAGAAUGGGGAUGUCUUUAAUCAGAGUUCUUGUCUCCAAGUCUACCAGAAAAUCCACACUGGAGAGAAACUAUACACAGAUGUAGAAUAUGAGAAGGGUUUUCUUUGUAGCUCAAAUCUUAACAUUCAGCAUAGAGUUCACAUGGAAGAGAUUCCUUAUAGUUCUGAGGAAUGUGGUAAUAACUUCAGUCUGGACUCACAUUUGCAGGACCUUCAGAUAAUCCAUACUAGGGAACAACCAUAUAAACAUUAUGCAUGUGGUAACAGCUUCAGCCAAAAUUCAUAUCUUCAAGGUCAUCAGAAAAUUCACAUCGGAGAGAAAGCUUACAAGGACUGUGGGAAUGGCUUCAGUUGGAGUUCAAAACUUAAAGACCAUCAGAGAGUCCACACUGGAGAGAAACCGUACAAAUGCAAUGCAUGUGGUAAAAGCUUCAGUCAUAGAUCAGUUCUUAAUGUUCACCAGAGAGUCCACACAGGAGAGAAACCUUAUAAAUGUGAGGAGUGUGAUAAAGGAUUCAGUCGGAGUUCAUACCUUCAAGCCCAUCAGAGAGUCCACACUGGAGAAAAACCAUACAAAUGUGAAGAGUGUGGGAAGGGCUUUAGUCGCAAUUCAUACCUUCAAGGCCACCAGAGAGUUCACACUGGAGAAAAACCAUACAAGUGCGAGGAGUGUGGGAAGGGCUUCAGUCGGAGUUCACACCUUCAAGGCCACCAGAGAGUUCACACUGGAGAAAAACCAUUCAAAUGUGAGGAGUGUGGGAAGGGAUUCAGUUGGAGCUUUAAUCUUCAAAUUCAUCAGAGGGUUCAUACAGGAGAGAAACCCUAUAAAUGUGGAGAAUGUGGUAAGGGCUUCAGUAAGGCCUCAACCCUCCUGGCCCACCAGAGAGUCCACACAGGAGAGAAGCCAUACCAAUGUGAUGAGUGUGGUAAGAGCUUCAGUCAGAGAUCUUAUCUUCAAAGCCAUCAGAGUGUCCACACUGGAGAGAGACCAUAUAUAUGUGAGGUAUGUGGGAAGGGCUUCAGUCAGAGAGCAUAUCUUCAAGGUCAUCAAAGAGUCCACACUAGAGUGAAACCAUAUAAAUGUGAGAUGUGUGGGAAGGGUUUUAGUCAGAGUUCACGUCUUGAAGCACAUCGGAGGGUCCACACAGGAGGGAAACCAUACAAAUGUGAGGUAUGCACAAAGGGCUUCAGUGAGAGUUCACGUCUUCAAGCGCAUCAGAGGGUCCACACAGAAGGGAGGCCCUAUAAAUGUGAACAGUGCGGUAAAGGUUUCAGUGGGUUUUCCAGUCUUCAAGCUCAUCACAGAGUCCACACUGGGGAAAAACCAUACAAAUGUGAGGUGUGUGGAAAGGGCUUCAGUCAGAGAUCAAACCUUCAGGCUCAUCAGAGAGUCCACACAGGAGAGAAACCAUACAAAUGUGAUGCGUGUGGUAAGGGUUUCCGUUGGAGCUCAGGUCUACUUAUUCAUCAGAGAGUCCAUAGUGGUGACAAAUUCUAUAAAAGCGAAGAGUAUGGUAAGGAUUAUCCUUCAUCAGAGAAUCCAUACAGAAAUGAAGAUCUAUAAAACCGUUAUAUUUGUUUUGAAGUCCUCAAAUGGGAACUGAAAUUUUCCACUCCCUAGAGUUCUUAUAGUAGACAAAAUUUCUUUCAUGGAAAUGUUUCUGCCCAGCCUCAACAUUCACAAUAGUCAGGAGACCACACUAUGGAGACAUCUAACAAGAGAGUCUCCGUAAGGGGUUUUCUCACAAUUUUAAGAUUCAUUGCACAUGACUUGUACUAGGGCUUAUAAAAGACCAGAGUAACAAAAGUACAGUGAAGAGCGUGCCUAAAUCUAUGUUUACUCUAAUGUAAAGCUUAAUGAGAAAAGGGGCUUCACUUAUUUACUGAGUUUUUAAAACCAUGACAUUGCAUAACUCAGUGUAGGUGCUCAGUACUUUUUACUAAAUGACUAAAAAUGUAUAAAAGUGUCAUGUUUGAAAAUUUUAUUAAGCUUAUUUACCCCAAAAAGAUCAUUUAAAAAUGUAUUUGGAGGAGGAAUCCUGCAAGUAACCUUAACAUAAGCACUUCAAGUGGGAAAAUAUUUGAAAUGUAGAAUAUCAAGCAAUAUUGUCAUCUGAAAUUACAUGAAUUGGGUUGUAACCCUGUUGGGAUUGGUUCCCAUCCUUUGUCUUGUCUUAAACAGGGAUGAGCUGAAUUCUUAUCAUUUGGUCUCUUUCUAUACAGUAUUCCAUCAGCUUAAGUUUAGCGCUGUGUGUUUGUGUGUGUGUGUGUGUGUGUGUGUGUGUGUGUGUGUGUGUGUGUACACAUAUGUGCACUUUAAAUGACAGUACAAAUUGAUAAACAAUGUUUCUGGUUGCACUGCAUUUUACAUAAUUGACUUUUUACUCCUGCCCUGUGUGUUAAGGCAGAGUUUUCCUGUAAUAUUUGCAAAGUGUCAGAAAUGGUUGCUAAUGACAAGUACUUUCUUAAUAAAUGUCAAAAUUAUAAUACUUUGCUUUUUUAGUCUUCACGUUUCUGUCAAAGUUCUUUUGAUUUGAUUUUUGUUUUUAGUCAAAAUUUUUAUUGGAAACUUUUUUUUUUAAUUUAAAUUCAUCUUAGUUAACAUACAGUGUAGUCUUGGCUUCAGGAGUAGAACCCAGUGAUUCAUCUCUUACAUAUGACACUGGUCUGACUGAUUUCCACCUGGAAACUUAGAGUAAUAAUUUAUGAUAAGGCCAUCUUAAUAAUAUAAAGAGAUUUGUACAAUGAGGGUAAUUUUUUAAACUAGAAAUAAAUAGAUAAAUUUCUCUAAGUUUCUAUAAAUAUGGAAUUAUAGAAAGUAAGGAAUUAAUCUAUAAUGAUAGGAAAGAAUUACACAUAUUGUGUCAGUGAAAAUGUGGAUUGUACUUUCAAAAUAUCCAGUUAAGUCUGCAUACAUAUAUGUUCAAAUACGUGUUUCAUAGAUAAUGUGUGAAAGAUUACUCACCAUCAUAUAUACAACAGUUUUCUCUGACAAGCAAAAUUUUGGCAUAGUCUUUUUUUUUUUUUUUGUACUUCAUUUAAAAUUUUUUUUCAAUUAACAUUUACCAAUUUUACCAAAGUAAUAAACUACUGAGCUGUCAUCCUUUAUAUUUAAGAAUCCAUAAUGUGAUUGCUUUAUUUCACUAGAUGGCAUUAUGGCCAAAACUAAAGAAUAAAAUCUGUGAGGUUAAUUUUCAAAAUUCUCUAGGUUUCUAAGGAUACAGAUAAAUGAGGUGUCAGCAACUUUUUCUUACUCUGAAAUUUCUUUAGGUCUCAAAGGCCAUACAGCCUAGAAUGCUCUAGUACAAUUCACUAGUAUUAUAAACUGGUGCAUCAUAAUUUUUCUCAGAUUUCUCCCGUUGGAUGAAUGGGGCGACCAGAGCACUCCCUUACCCUGGCUUUCAAGGUGCUAAGUCAAGUUGCACAGUGUCAGACAUUGGGGCUUCUAAUGCAUUUCUUUACUGUCAUCACUUCCCAGGGAAAAUCAUGAAAGCUCAUGGUGGUUUUAUCAUUUAGGAAGCUUUUAGCUGUAAGUAACAAGAAAUGUAACUUAGAGUUGCUUAGACCAAAAAUAUUUCUCAGCUCAUAUAAAUGAAAAGAUGCAGGCAGGGUAAGAUGUGGGUCUGGGCUUUGUAUUGCUUUUGUUUAACUCUCUCACCUCUGUCCUUUUAUGUGAACUCUUGUCUUUAGAUUGCUCACAAGAUGGCAGUAUCACCUGCUUUUUUUUUUUUUUUUUUUUUUUUUUUGCUCACAGGUGAGGGAAGAGAGCUUCUGUCUCAUUUGUAGUGUUAUGUAGUCCUAGUUCCCCCAAAUACAUAAGAUCUCUGUCCUCUCCAACCCCCACUCAAGACUGAGGCUAAACCAAGACAAUAAAGAAUAUCCUUGUUUCCCAUAAAUAGGCUAGCUUGUUCCUAGAGGCAAGCAGUAGCAGGCUACAUUGGAAAAACAGCAAAAAUAUGGACCGAGAAUGCUGUGGCACAGGUAUACAGAGAUGGCCAAAAGCUGAGGGUGAAGAAGGAACAUUGAGAAAAACCCUCCAACACUCCAGCCCCUACCCGAAGGGCCAGUAAUAUUAGAAAAAUUUGAAGUGGUAUACUAAAGAUAACUAUUUCAACAACAGAAUCUAAUUCCACCUUAACUCCUGGCCAGAUUGGUUCACCCUAACACUUUAGCAGAAUAGCUGUGCCCAGUUCCAGACAAAAAUAACAUUUACUCCAGUUUCUACCAUUUGACACACGUUAUUUGGCAUUCAGUCAAAAAAUUACAUGAUUACAAGAACAAACAACCCUCUCUGCCAAGUAGCAGCAGACCAAUUAAUAAAACCACACAGUGAGAUGCCCAUAUUUUGGAAUAUCAGAAAGUUUUACAUAACUGAGCGAUGUUUUGAGUCCUUUUGUGAAAAGGGCAGACAAUAUACACGAACAGAUGGGGGAACUUGAGUGGAAGUUAAUAAAGAGUGAAAUAGGAAAUGCUAGACAAGAAAAAUUUUAUCAUAAAGGAUGCUUUUGAAGGACUCAUGAGUAGGCUCAACAAAACUGAGGAAAGUGUCAGAGAACUUGAAUAUAGGUCAAUUGAAAUCAUUCAAACUAAAACAGAGUAAAGGACACAGAGCAUCAAAGAACUGCGGGGAAACUUCUUAUGGUCUAAUAUAUGUAUAAUUGGAAAUCUAGGAAGAGAAGAAAGCAAGAAUGAGAAGAGAAAUAUUUGCAGAGAUAAUGGCUGAGAAUUUUCCAUAAAUAGUAGAAGACCAAUUCUAGAUCCAAGAACCUCAGAGUGCUCAAGCAGGAUUUAAAAACAAACAAACAAACAAAAAAA
This is a messenger RNA of Herpailurus yagouaroundi (jaguarundi), 6123 nucleotides long. RefSeq names its product zinc finger protein 112 (gene ZNF112). Gene Ontology annotation, molecular function: RNA polymerase II cis-regulatory region sequence-specific DNA binding; DNA-binding transcription factor activity, RNA polymerase II-specific. The record is from RefSeq and is a predicted model, not a curated record. Gene Ontology annotation, cellular component: nucleus. Gene Ontology annotation, biological process: regulation of transcription by RNA polymerase II. Lineage: Eukaryota; Metazoa; Chordata; Mammalia; Carnivora; Felidae. The coding region runs from base 134 to 2872 and encodes 912 amino acids. The transcript is spliced from 5 exons.